AUGUCCGGGAAAGGCGGGAAAGGCAAAGGCAAGACUCGCGGCGGCGGCCCUGGAGGAGCUAGCUCACAACGUCGCUCACGAAGCAGGAACACCACACCGGCCUCCACAAGUGCCUUCUCGGAAAUCACGCACCUGUCCACAGAGGCGAUCGGGAAUCUACGUGUCAACUACGACGAGGUGCUGGAGAAGUACGUCAAUAACUCGUCAUCGGACUCGUCGUCAAUACCCACGUCGACAAACCUCUCGUCGCUACGCUCGGAGCUGCUGACGCUGGACUCGAAUGCGAAGGGGAGGGGUCGGGUGUGCAACAAGUCGCUGAGGGAUCUGUCAAGCAAGAUUGAACAGAAGAAGAUCGAAGAGAAGGAACGCCAGGAGAAGAUGGAACUGGAGCAGGAGCAGCAGGAGCGGAAACGGAAGGCAGCAGAGGAUGAGGAGGAGCGCGAGAAGAAGGCGGAGCGGGAUAAGGUCAAGGAGGAUAAGGACCGGAAGAGAAAGGAAAAGAAGUCUGGGGAUGGAAAGAGGCCCCUGGCUGUUGGCGCGCAUCAAGCCACAGAUCAGGGCCCAUCAGAUAUCAAAGAGAAAAGGAAGAAACACAAAGGCGAAUCACCCUCACGUACUAGCACAUCUCCAUCGAAAUCCCGUACUUCAGACGCCGAACAUCAGCCAGCUCCAGCUCCCCCAUUUACAGUACUAGAAACCUUAGACGAUGAUCCCACCAUCUAUGAAAUCCCCACAUCAACCGAAGGAUGGCCCUACGAGAAGAAGGCGAAAGCAUUCUCCGUAACCCGCUUCCCCACCGUAGACCUGACAGACCUAGGUCCCGGCGAUCCUCCCGACGAGGACUUCUCCAAAGCGAAGCCGUCGAACCAGGUCGCCAUGAACACAUUCAACACAUACAUCGACCCUUAUUUCCGCCCAUUCUCAGAAGAAGACCUCGGCUUCCUCAGGGAAAGGGGGGAUAGGGUAACACCAUACAUCAUGCCUACACUAGGCCAACACUACUCUGAAGUAUGGGCAGCCGAGGACGGAGGCUUCGCGUCUCCUGCCCCAUCGAGUAAUAAAAAUCCCAAUGUACCAAAGGGCAGCUCUGACGCUUUGAGCGAUGACGUUCUUGAAAAAGAGGAAAUUUCAUGCGGACCAUUACUAUCCCGCAUAAUGGCCGCAAUGAUACCCGAAGAAGGAACCGUUGAUUCGGCCCCAGAACCAGAAACACCGACCCAUGACUCGGCGCCCUCGGCACCCUCUGCAACUACCAUGCCAGAGGCUACACAACCUGGAUGGAAGGUGCCUACAGGAAAAUCAGACUACUACACACUAGAAGAGCGAUUACAGAAGGAAAUGCAGUACAUAGGCUUGCUUGGCACAAAUAGCGAGCCCGACUGGAAGGCCCGGGAAGACGAUGACGUCAGUGCAAAGCUGCGAGAGCUGCAAAAACAGCUCCGGGAUCAGAGUCUUAUCAAUGGCGCGAGGAAGGCGCGGAUUGCGGAGCAUCUGAAGGAACAGUUGGCGCACCAGGAGUAUGCAACUAUUUUGGACGAUUUGGACAAACAGGUCGAACAAGCAUACUCGAAACGCACGCGUAACAUGAAGGCUACCAAGAAGAAGAAGUCGGCUCCCAAUGGUGUUGGUGUUGCCCAGGCACGUAUUGGUAUCGGCGAGGCGGCGCGCACACUCAUGGAGAGGAGAAAGAAAUGGAUGUCGUCAAUUGGGCCUGUGUUUGAUGAGAAUAUCACAAGGUUACCUACUGAGUCGAUAUUCCAGUCGAUGGAGGAGCUGCUAGAGAAGGAGAAGGAGGGCGCGGCGGAGGACGAGUAA
Morchella importuna is the source of this 1815-nucleotide messenger RNA. RefSeq lists its product as uncharacterized. The transcript has 3 exons. Gene Ontology annotation, molecular function: transcription coactivator activity. Gene Ontology annotation, biological process: regulation of transcription by RNA polymerase II. The record is from RefSeq and is a predicted model, not a curated record. NCBI's taxonomy places the organism in Eukaryota, Fungi, Ascomycota, Pezizomycetes, Pezizales, Morchellaceae. Bases 1 to 1815 code for a protein of 604 amino acids. Gene Ontology annotation, cellular component: SAGA complex.